AUGCAAGUAGCUCACGAUCUUUCAGAUUUCCAGGACGGUAAAGAACGCAUUUUAGUUUUAAAAGAUUCGAGCAUUCUCGAAAACGAAGAAGAAGGUGAUCAGCUGGUUUCUAUACAGAUUGAAGAACAACAAAGACUCAAAAAGAAUUUAGAAAAUAAAAAGAAGAAACCUAUUUAUACUGGUUAUGAUGACGAAGAAUUUAAUUUUUGUGGAGGAGAAGUUUCUAAAAAGAAUAUCUUAUCACAUUAUGAUGAGGAAAUCGAAGGAAAUAAGAGAACUGGUUUCAUGUUGGGUAGUGACGGUACUGUUCAAUUAAAUGAAGAUGAGCGAAGGAAUGAAGUAGCGGAGAGAUUAAAGUCGAGACCGAUUUCUUUGUCUUACGAUAAGAUGAUUGAAGUUAAAGAUUAUUAUACUAGAGAAGAAGCCGAAGUCACUUUCAAGAAACCAAAAGUAUGUCAUAUACCAUUUAAUUUAUUUUUUAAAAGAGAAACCAAAAAUUCAUUAACCAAAGUUAACAUCAAACAAAUUAUAAAUGAUCCUAAUACAAUGGAAAUCGAUAAUUCACCUUCUGUAGUAGUAUCGAACCAAGUUAGAAGACGAGAAAGUUUCAAUGAUGUUAGCUUUGUCGAUGAUGAUGACCUUCAACAAGCUUUGUCAAGGGCGAGAAAAAUGGCAACAAAAAAAGUUGCAAAGAUGAGUGUUGAAGAAAUUGCCAGAAAUUUGACAGAAAUUAAGGAAGAGCCUAAUGAAGAUGAUGAGAUGCCUGGCGAAGGAUUAGUUAUUUCUGACACAUCAGAAUUUGUUAGAUCGCUUAUCGUUGCUCCAACAAUAACCAAACCUGUCGAGGCUGAACCAAAACCAGUUCAACCGGUCCAACUAGAGCCGGGCGGUUGGAAAGAAGCAGGCAAUGUAGAGGAUAGUGAUAUGGCUAAUAUUCAAGAUGAACCAAAAUUGACCGGUGUAGUUGAAGAAGAGCCUUUGGUUAGUAGUGGGAUGGCAGCGACAUUGGCCCUUUUACAACAGAAAGGUUUUUCAAUUAAACCAAAUGAAGAACAACUUGAAAAAGAACGAUAUCGCGGUGGUGGUCGAGAUAAUGAAACCAGUUAUCGAGAUCGUGAGCACUUGCGAGAAAUGGAAGCAAGAUUCAGAGAUUAUAAACCAGAUAUUAAUUUGGAAUAUGUUGAUGAGUUUGGUAAUCAACUAACACCAAAAGAAGCUUUUCGACAAUUGUCUCACAAAUUUCAUGGAAAAUCUUCAGGAAAAGCCAAGACGGAGAAACGUCUCAAGAAGCUUGAAGAAGAACGUAAGCUAAAAGCCAUGAGCAGUAUUGAUACGCCAUUGAAUAUGGCAACAGCUUUGCAAGAGAGACAAAAGGCUAGCGGAAGUGCACAUGUUGUAUUAUCUGUUGGUAAUCGAGCGGUGGUUCCUCCAAGCAUGGUAAAUAACAAUGGAAAAUCCUCAGGGUCGUCCAAGGCGUCAGGAACUACUUCAAUUAAUGGUCCAAGUAUUAUAACAGUUAAUGGUGGAUUGACGGGUCAAAGUAUGAAUGCUCCUGAAAGAGAAAAGGUAACGUUUGGAUUGAAGCGAAAGGCUGAACAAGAUUUAGAGAAACCACCCAAGAAAUCCAAGGAUCAUGAUAAAACAUACUACGCUGCGGUUGAAGAACUAUGCGCUAAUUAUAUUGUACAAUUCGGUGCUCCGCAUGAUAUCUUUUCAUCAUCUUGCACGAUUCUUAAGGCAAAGCUAUUUGUUGAUGGUCAAUGGGAUCACACUUGUAUGCCACUUCAAAAAUCGAGAGUCAAAGGGAGUAAAGAUGGAUUUUUCGAUGAACAACGAUGUAAAAAUUUGUUUAAAUUUGAUGUCACAAAUUGGAUAGAUGAUGAUUCUAGGGGGGAAGCGCGAUUUGUAAGAUCAAGAUUUGGAGGAAUUGGAGCCAUCUCCGUUUACUUUUAUAAAGCUAAAGAUUUGGAGAAAGUUGAAAGAAUAAAUAGUAAUAGCAAAGAUAGAAUACAAAAAGUGCAAGUUCUUGAAUCAACCGGAAUUGGAAUGGGGAUAAAACUUUCUACAGGAUUUGAAAAAAGUCAAAACGUCAAAGUGGCCUCGAACAAAAUGUUAAGUAGUUUAUCAACAAUACCGGUGGCUGUUUUACACAUUCAUUAUCGACCAGAAAGUUGGCUACGUGCGAGAAAUAUUCUUUUUGAUGACAUCCAGAUAAAGAGUGAGAUUGGUAUUGAGUAUGAAUUCAACAAUAUCAAGAAUGAGAGUGUGAUUAAACAUGAAUUUGGGGAUUUUAAGUCUAAAGACAAUAAUGAAGAGUGUAAGAUUUUAAUUAAAAGAGAUUUCGCAAGUAUUGAAGAAAGAAAACAGGAAGGAAAUAAUGAUAAUGGAGUAAAUUCAGACGUGAUGAACAAACGAUUUAAAGAAGAUGCGAAGCCUGAAAAAGAUUAUUUAAAGAAGUACAAGACAUUAUCGGUAGCGAGACAUGAAAUUGAUGUAAUAUUGCUGAAACAGAGAAGAUUGGAACGUGAAAAUGGCGUUAAAAAUAAUAUCUUGUUAAAAUUAAAGAGAUAA
This is a messenger RNA of Funneliformis mosseae, 2571 nucleotides long. The record is from the annotation of a GenBank genome assembly. Lineage: Eukaryota; Fungi; Glomeromycota; Glomeromycetes; Glomerales; Glomeraceae.